Fomitopsis serialis is the source of this 1142-nucleotide messenger RNA. RefSeq lists its product as uncharacterized. The transcript is spliced from 4 exons. The record is from RefSeq and is a predicted model, not a curated record. The coding region runs from base 199 to 768 and encodes 189 amino acids. NCBI's taxonomy places the organism in Eukaryota, Fungi, Basidiomycota, Agaricomycetes, Polyporales, Fomitopsidaceae.
UACAGUAGAGUCACUGUCACUCGAGUCUCCGCCACCGAAGACAAGCAGUGGUCAAUAACGCGAACGCGUACUUCCAACGCAUACUAAUAUACUGACACCAGUCACGCCUCCACAUUAACCUCCAUCAUCAUCUCCUGACGAGCAUCCUUUGCAGCCUCUCCUCACUCAUCGCCUCUCAUCCUCUUGGACAACAGCGUGAUGGAGAUCUGCUGCUCCUCUCGCACCCUUGAUCUACCGAGCCUCGACCCACCGGGUACUAAGCGCAAGGUCCGCCAGCCAUUCGCGUACACCAAAGUCAAACCGAGAUAUGAUCAGGUCAAAGGCUAUUUGGCCACCGCGGAACCGUUCCUUACCUUGCCCCGCCUCCUCGUCCCCUCCCGCAGAGUCAAGUACAAGCCACCUCUCAUGCACUACGGGUGGCGAGUCUCUCGAUACUUGCUCCUCGACUAUGCACGGGCGAAUAGGCUUACAAGGAGAUGGGGUCGUGACCUCACCAACUACGAAUGCAUGGAUCGAGCUUUGGCUACCAUCAACAAAAAAUGUGGCGCCUCCAUGUCAGACGUCAUCCUUCAAGUGCAGACAACCCUGUUAGAUGGCAUCCAACCGAGGACCUUCGUCGUUUCGUUGUAUACCAACUACGAACUGAAACGGAUCGAUCUUCCGUCGCAAGACGGCAUCGAGCGGUUGCAACGAGCCUCGAACUUCGAAGAGCCUCCGAGGUGGUUCCUAGACGGCCUAGAGUGGCGUUGGUCACGCUGGUCAUAUUGAGGAGACGGAUGAAUCAUCCUCCCAUGCACCUCCGCGAUACCUCUGUCGGGAUAGCUGCUUGGCGCAGACACACUGUACUAUACCUCACGACUAUCUCAUCGUUCUCCUGUGCUCCAAAGGAGAACUUGAAUUUUCUUCCUGUUCCACUGUACUGAAUGCAAACUCCAUCGACCGUUUGCCUGCACAAGAUCUAAGCCGAGACAUGAGCAGAUUCGCCCUUGCAUCAUUUCACAAAUGCGACGUACAGGCGCAAUGCACGGAGGUACGGGCGGAGGAAGGUCUCACUUCAAGUCACUUUCGAUUUGUGCUUUCCCACCUCUUGAAUGAAUCACGGUCGUUCCUACCUUACCGAAACUCUUGCUCGUUCAGUGCGU